Molecule: messenger RNA, 1050 nt
Organism: Peniophora sp. CBMAI 1063
Lineage: Eukaryota; Fungi; Basidiomycota; Agaricomycetes; Russulales; Peniophoraceae
Source: the annotation of a GenBank genome assembly
AUGUCGUGGUUCGAUCCGGUUGCGCAUCUUGAAGAUCCAGAAUGGCCUAAGCUUAACGAAGCUGGGUUCACCGAAAGUCCGCAUCUGUGGUUCGACGAUGGGACGGUGGUGAUCGUCUGCACUGGUUCCCCGGAUCUGAAGAUGGGCUUCCGCAUCAACGAGAGCGUAUUGUGUCUGAACUCUUCUGUGUUCAAGGACAUGUUCUCUGCCGGUCAGCCUCAGCACCUUGCGCGCGAGGACUCGUUCGAAGGUUGUCCGAUUGUACGUCUUCCGGAUGACUCUUUCUCCAUGAACAACCUUUUGCGGAUGCUCUACGAAAGAAGUUACGGGCAGAAUCUCAAUGACUUCACUCUUGCUGAGAUUGAGGGUGUGCUGCACCUUGCCUCGAAGUACAUGGUUUAUCACGUUCGCACCGUGAUAGUCCAGCAUCUUGAGACGCUAUUUCCGACCUCGCUGCAAGACUAUCGCAGGAAUCCUUCCACGCCGCACGAGGAAUGCUUCCGAGGCCUCAAGAUCGCAAUCCAGUUCGACCUUCCCUCGCUCAUUCCUUGCGCCAUGUAUCUUUGCUCGUUGCACGAGGCCCAAUACAUAUUCGCCGAACUGCAUCACCUCGACCUGGAGUCCGAGAUAAAGAACGUGUUAUCGUUCAAGGAGGAGCUCGCCGAUCGUAUCACCAACGAUGUUCUUACCUCGGAGUACUUCGUGUUCGACGGGAAAUGCGUGAAGACGCCGGCCAGCGUCGGAUGCAAUGGCAUCGAUCCUACGACUGCACGACGUAUCCUGGUCGCAUAUAUGGACAGCAAGAUUGACGUCUUCGCGAACAACCCCACGGAUAAUCUACGUGGUCAGACCGACCCUCAAUGUUGUUUUGCAUGUGUCCGCGACCGCCAGCGCCUCGAGGAAGAGAAAUACAAGCUUAUGCUUUGGGGCCAUCUUCCCAGUCUUGCGUAUGUUGAUGACUCUCGGGAAUGGACUACGUGGGCGCAUGUGGAUCAAGCUCGCCGUGACGCUAUCCAGACAUGGGCGAUGGCUCCACGGAGUGCGCAAUAG